Ichthyophthirius multifiliis is the source of this 2514-nucleotide messenger RNA. RefSeq lists its product as hypothetical. Lineage: Eukaryota; Ciliophora; Oligohymenophorea; Hymenostomatida. The record is from RefSeq and is a predicted model, not a curated record. The transcript has 4 exons.
AUGUCUAUUGGAAAGUUUAAAAAUAAUUUAAAUAGAACUUGUACUUUAUGUGAUAAUAGUUGUACUUAAUGUACCAGUUUAAGUAUAUGUUAAAGUUGCAAUUAAGGAUUUUAUCUUAAUAACUCUAUUUGUGUUUAAGAAUGCCCUGUUGGGAAGUUUAAAAAUAAUUCUGAUAGAACUUGUACUUCAUGUGAUAGUAGUUGUUUUUCGUGUACAAGUUUAUCUUUAUGCUAAAGCUGCAAUUAAGGAUUUUAUCUAGAAAAUGUUUCUUGUAUUUAAGAAUGUCCUAUUGGGAAGUUUAAAAAUAAUCCAGAUAGAACUUGUAUUUAAUGUGAUACUAGUUGUUCUUCGUGUACAAGUACAACUUUAUGCUAAAGCUGCAAUUAAGGAUUUUAUCUCGAUAACUCUAUUUGUAUUUAAGAAUGUCCUAUUGGGAAGUUUAAAAAUGAUUUAAAUAGAACUUGUACUUCAUGUGAUAGUAGUUGUUCUUCAUGUACAGGUUUAUCUAUAUGCUAAAGCUGCAAUAAAUUGUUUUAUCUAGAUAACUCUUUUUGCGUUAAGCAAUGCCCGAUUGGUAAAUUUAAAAAUGAUUCUGAUAAAACUUGUACUUUAUGUGAUGUUAGUUGUUCUUCGUGUACAAGCACAACUUUAUGCUAAAGUUGCAAUUUAAACUUUUUUCUAGAUAAUUCUUUAUGUGUUUCGGAAUGUCCGAUUGGGAAGUUUAAAAAUGAUUCUAAUAGAACUUGUACUUCAUGUGAUAGCAAGUGUGAAAAUUGUACUAGUUUAACUUUAUGCUAAAGCUGUAAUUUAGGAUUUUUUUUUGAUAAUUAGAGUUGCUUAAUAGAUUGUCAAUAAGGCAAAUAUAAAAAUGCAAGUAAUAGAUAAUGUUCAUUUUGUGACAACAAAUGUAAAUCAUGUGAUAAUGGUUUGACUUGUAAUGGCUGUUUUGGAAAUAGAGUUGGAGAUUAAUGCGAUUGUCCUUUGUAUUCAAUCUUUUCAAAUGAUUAUUAAAAAUAAUGUUUUGAAUGUAAAAAUGUGCUUAUUGGAUGUGGGUAAUGCACUAUAAAUGAAUGUAUCUCAUGCAUUCCUGAUUUAUAUUUUGAUUUUAAUUAAUUGAAAUAAUGUGAUUCUUGUUAAGAAUUAAAUGUUUAAAUUAUUUUUAGUAACGAUUUUGAACUAUUAUUUGUUAAUUUUGAUUAUUUUAAUUUAGGAGUAAUAACUAAUCUAAUUUUGAAUAAUUCGAAUUUGCAAAAUGAUUAAUAAAAAUCAAGGAAAAAGAAUUCCUAAAGUAUAAAUUGGAUAUCAAUAGCUUCAUCUGAAAGUUAAUAAUUUAUAAAUUAAUUGAAUGCAUAAUUAUAAUAAUAAUAAAAUAAUUUUAUAUUAGUUAUUCCAAGUAUGACUUUUAAAGGAAGUAGCUUUUAUCAAUUCGAAGUAUAAAUAGAAACUGUUUUUUAACAAAAGUAUGAAGAAUUCAAACUUAAAGUUAUUUUUUAUUAUCUAUAAUGCGAUCCUAUAGAAAAAUUAAAAAAAGUGAAUGAAAAAAUACUAUUAAAAAUCGAAUAAAUUAUUAAUUUGUAAAAUAAUUUAAAUAUAAAUUUUGAGAAUUAAACUAUGGAUAAUGAACAUACAAUUAAUAUAUAGCCUUAUAUCUUAGUUUUAGAUUAAUAAUAUGACAUAAAAAUAACUGUCUCUGAUGUUAACAAUAGUUAAAUAUUUUAAGAAAUUAUACACUCAUUUUAGGUAAAAAAAAGCCAACAAAUAGUAAAAAUUUAAGAUUUAUCUCCAAGUGAAAAAGAAGUAUAAAAAAACAAUAACUAUGGUAUUAAAACUAAAUGGAAAUGUAUAACUGCAAAAAGUUAAAGCGAUUGUCGGGAUUAUAAAAAUGAUUUAAUUGUUGACCCUAAUAUGGAAUAAAAUAUAUUGUAAAUAAAAGUAUAAGAAAAAUCUUUAGAAGCCUAUAAUCUUUAUUAUUUUAUUUUAGAAGGAGAAAAAGAUGGUAUCGUAGUUUAAGACAUAUCAAGUUUUAUUAUUUUGGAAUAAAAUAUACCUCCUUUAAAUUCUAUUACAUCAAUAAACGAUUUUUCUUAAAGAAUAAAUUUAAAUUAAUAAAUUUUUGUAUAAUUAAAUUAUGAAGGAAAAAAUAAUUUAGACAAUUUAUUUUUUAGUGGCGCUGUAUUGUAUUAAAACGAUGUGAAAAAUACUAUAAAGUUUUUUCAUAAUUAAGUAAGAUUUUAAACAUGGAAUUAUUUUAAUGAUUUUUUAAAUGAAGAAGAAAAUUCUUAUUAAAUAAGAUUUGCAGUUUUUGAUCCUUAGUAUAUAAUGCCUUCUUUAAUUAUUUUUCUUUAAAGCUAAUUUGCCGCCUUUAAAUUGCCUUUUAAAAUUUAAUAAUUAAUAAUAAGAAAUUUUUAGUUUAAAAUAAAAUUAUGUUUUCUAAAUUAAUAACUGCUAAGAUUAAGAUUAGCCUCUAUAUUAUAAUUUCUUUUAUUAUAAAAGUUAAGAAGAUUUUUAAUAUGA